Molecule: messenger RNA, 501 nt
Organism: Ilyonectria robusta
Lineage: Eukaryota; Fungi; Ascomycota; Sordariomycetes; Hypocreales; Nectriaceae
Exons: 1
Coding region: 1-501 (166 amino acids)
Source: RefSeq, a predicted model, not a curated record
AUGUCUUGCGUGUUUUGUGGGGGAGGAAUGAGAGGCUCGAUCGCAUCGCAUCCCGGCCCCAAAGGAAACGCCGAGAGGGACGUGUGUACUUCAGACCUGGUUUUGGUCCGGGACGACCGGAGGCCGGCGAUGCGGACGUGUGGCAUUGAUGUGUAUUUUGGGGUCUGUCUGAGGAGUGUAGGGAGUGCGAAUCGAUCUGUCUUGUCGUUGACACUUGGGGAGCAAGCUGGUAUCGUGAUGGUUGGACCACCGGGGCGAUUAACAUGUCCGGAUCAAUGGCGGUCAGCAGAACAAAGUCCGGCGGGAUAUGGCCCAAUAUGGGAAUACCCUCCAUCCCGUGGCGUGGCAAGAUAUAAAGUUGAGGACUUCAUUCUCCGAGAUCACUGUCCUUUGUCAAGACACGCGCACACCGCUCCGGAUACCUGCUGUAAAACCUGUCAACAACACCACCGCUCGCCCGAGAAUUGGAACGUGGCAACAGCUCUGCGGGUAACGCCUUAG